Messenger RNA from Trichogramma pretiosum, 662 nucleotides. It is a transcript of the gene mRpS24, whose product is annotated as 28S ribosomal protein S24, mitochondrial. Gene Ontology annotation, biological process: translation. Gene Ontology annotation, cellular component: mitochondrion. The transcript has 3 exons. The record is from RefSeq and is a predicted model, not a curated record. Bases 134 to 631 code for a protein of 165 amino acids. NCBI's taxonomy places the organism in Eukaryota, Metazoa, Arthropoda, Insecta, Hymenoptera, Trichogrammatidae.
ACGCACGCGAAUUAUAACACACUCGGAAUACAUUUACCGAGUGCAAAGUUAUCUGUGAAACAAAGUGCAGAUCUAGUCUAUUUGUUGUUGGUUUUUUGAGAUUUAUACCGCACUUUAUAGUCAACAGAAAAAAAUGAAUGUCAUUUCAAAUUUAAGCCGGGUGGCACAGUCCAUGGAGCAAAUGGUGUUAAAUAGAUGUAUUCAUACUACGUCAAUAACAAAUAGAGUUCAAUCAGGGCGAUACAGAGUCACAUUAAAGAAAAAUAGGCCUUUAACUUAUGAAAUGGCCUAUCAACCUUGUCACAUAGCUCAUAAAAAGUCAUGGAACUCGUGGAAUACAUCUAACAUUGACGGAGGUAACAGAGUGAUGGAGACUACUAUAGAAGAUAUGUUCAUUCGCAGAUUCAUGACAGGAACAUGGCAUGCACUGUUUGUUAGUGAAAUUAUUAUCAAGAGACAUCACAAUAUGGUUAGAAUAGCAGGAAUCAUAUUACGUAAUCUUGAUCCAAGGAAAAUUUAUUUUUUGACUGGUUACAGUGAAGAAUUGUUAAGUUAUUAUUUACACUGUCCAGUAAAGAUUGAAAUACAAUCAGUAGAAAAGAGGGAAGAUGUUGUUUACAAAUAUAUAUAAAAAACUUUAUUUUAAGUGUAAAAUAUAAAAA